This is a messenger RNA of Dunckerocampus dactyliophorus (ringed pipefish), 2204 nucleotides long. It is a transcript of the gene rnf4, whose product is annotated as ring finger protein 4. The record is from RefSeq and is a predicted model, not a curated record. Bases 1457 to 2101 code for a protein of 214 amino acids. Gene Ontology annotation, biological process: positive regulation of transcription by RNA polymerase II. The transcript has 7 exons. Gene Ontology annotation, molecular function: zinc ion binding; transcription factor binding. NCBI's taxonomy places the organism in Eukaryota, Metazoa, Chordata, Actinopteri, Syngnathiformes, Syngnathidae.
CCCACUGUCACCUUUUGUUAAGUGUCUCCACAGACAAACAGUGACCACUCGCUACAUUAACUACACAAUUACUGUACCGACAUUAUGGAGUUGGGCGUGUCCUGGCAAGUUAGCAUCAGCAGGCAAUAAUGACUUGCAAUAGGCCAGGUUUGUACAAAGUGCGGCGCAGGCACCAAUUUGUUUCUAUAGCUCAUUUGAUUUUAGUCCCUUUGCAUAUUCUAAAAAUAAAACACGUUCAUAUUCAUUCAUAUUCAAAACAUUCAUUAUAGUGUUUCUCUCCUCCAUUCCUUCCUCCAAAUUAAGUGAUAACUCAUGGGUGAUGAUUCAGCAUCGAUUUAUCGUUGCACCCUCUAUACAUUUAGUGCAUUUUGGUAAUUAGCAUAGAAAUUAAUACUAUAUUUGAUCAUUUUCAGAUAAAAACAAGUGGCUGCAUUCAUCUGAAAGUGAUAUUACAUAGGCUAAUGUGAGGUGUUUUUAAACUAAUACAUGAUGUGUUUGUAAAAGGCUUGUUCACAAAAACAUCUUACCAAUAUCAAUUAGUCAAUAUUUACUAGCUAGUUCCAUCUGCAGCCACUGAGUAUUUGUAAACGGCUCAAAAACAAAUGCUGAAGCAAACGUGAAAAAGUGGGGGUAAAAAAGUUGACUACAAACAAAGUAAGAAAUCACAACAUGCAUCACGUUACUAGACUUGAUACAAGGGACUAAACUACAUUUUAUGUAACAAUGUAGCUGCUUUCAAAACAUGCAAUAUAUCAAAUGACAACUAAAUACAUUACUUUGAACAGUUUCAAAAUGAUUUUAAUGAAGACAUUAAUUUGUGAAUGUAUGAGCCCCUGUAAAUCCUGUACGGAGGUGUGAAGUGGGCCGCUGUGUAUAUCUGCAUGUAGCUUUAUUUCACUUUCAAACGCCGUAUAAUAGUCUUGGAUAAUGGUGGACAUGUGGCUUAACAGAUGCAUCUGUCUGUGUUUAUCCCACAGAUGUGCAACUUACAUGACGUGAAAAACACGAAUAUACUCUAAAAUUUGCGUGAAAAAAACUAGAAUGUUCUCCUUGAUGGGCCCUGACAAUGUGGCACUAAAGUGUAGUGUUACACGAGGUCCCCAACUUAUGAACAUCCGACUUGCCAACAUUCGCGGAUAUGAACACAAGCCGACUGGUCUAUAUUUUAUUUUAUUUUGCCUUGUAGUAGAUCCAUCAGUAUAUAUACUGCUACAUGACCAGUAGAGGGCACUGUGACACUGCUAAUGGGACCAACAGGUCGAGUAAGACACUGGGGAGAGAAAGACAAAUUGUAGCUGUAUGAUGCAACCCGGACAGAGCGUGAUUAAAGUUUAUGAAGAGUUAAUAGGCCUGCUUAAUUCUACACCACCCACAGAACACUACCUCUUUUAGAAGAGUCUAACGACGACGACGAUUUGUCCUUUUUAAAUAACUCCUCCUCCACUACCAACGACGUAUGCUCGACCACUCCUCUUCAAAGACCCCAAGGACGAGGAGGCGUGCCCAAAGACUUCUUGUGUCCAGCCCCAAACCCAGUGGCGCCAAUGCUAGGAGGACGGCUCAUCCCAACACAAGGGCUAAUGCUAGUAGUGCAGCUCAUAGAAGAACAAGUCCGAGAGCAGUCGUGGUCCUGACGACUCCACCCACGGAGACCAUCGACGUGAUGGACAACACAGUGGACAGUUUGGAUGAGGUGGUGGAUCUGACCUGCGAGGCAUCUGAAGUGCCGACGGUUGUCGACCUGACCAACAACGACUCAGUGCUGCUGGUGGAUGAAGGUCCUCAGAACAGGAGAAACACGUCAGGCGAGAGUUACGUCGUCAGCAGUGAUGAAGAAGACACGACCACUGUUCCCAGUGCUUCCACGUUGUCCUCUCUACAGGCCCAGAGCUCUGCCAGGUGGACUCCAGGAACAAUCAGCUGUCCAGUCUGUAUGGACUCCUACUCGGAGAUGGUGGACAGCGGCCGUCUGGUGGUGUCCACCAAGUGUGGACACAUCUUCUGCAGCCAGUGUCUCCGAGACGCUCUGUCCAGAUCUCACACGUGUCCCACAUGCCGCAAACGCCUCACUCCCCGCCAGUACCACCCCCUAUACAUCUAAUUGUUGAUUUUUUCAUUUUGUGUGUUCAUGGUCUCCAAAUAGAAAUAAAUAUGUCAAAACUCAAAUCUGCCUCCCCCCCUCAUUUGACCCUUACCAGUUCGCC